Molecule: messenger RNA, 5070 nt
Organism: Motacilla alba alba
Lineage: Eukaryota; Metazoa; Chordata; Aves; Passeriformes; Motacillidae
Gene: PCSK1
Product: proprotein convertase subtilisin/kexin type 1
Exons: 14
Coding region: 17-2446 (809 amino acids)
Biological process (GO): protein processing
Cellular component (GO): trans-Golgi network; Golgi membrane
Molecular function (GO): serine-type endopeptidase activity
Source: RefSeq, a predicted model, not a curated record
UACACUUGACGUCAGGAUGGCUGUCGUCGUUUUGACGUGUAAACACUCAUUUCCAUUCCGGCUCCGGAGGGUCUGUGAGCCUCGGGCAGCCGCGCCGGCAGGCAGGCAGGGCUCCGCUCCGCGCUAUCGCGUAGCAACGCGGCGCCGCAUCCCGCCCGCAUCCCGCCCGCCCGCAUCCCUCCCGCGUCCCGCGGCCAUGGCCGGGCGGCGCUGGGCCGGCCGGUGCGCGGCCCUGGCCGUGCUCCUGGCAGCCUGGUCCCUGCCCCGAGGAGGCUGCGCCGGGCGGCUCUUCCUCAACGAGUGGGCAGCGGAGAUCCCGGCCGGCCCCGACGCUGCCAGAGCCAUCGCGGACGAGCUGGACUACGACCUGGUGGGGCAGAUUGGAUCACUGAAAAACCACUACUUAUUCAGACAUAAGAGUCACCCAAGACGGUCCCGGAGAAGUGCUAUUCAUAUCACUAAGAGACUUUCUGAUGAUGAGCGGGUGUCAUGGGCAGAGCAGCAGUAUGAAAAAAAGCGAACUAAGCGUGCCGCCGUGAGAGACUCAGCAGAAAGCCUUUUCAACGACCCUAUGUGGAAUCAGCAGUGGUAUCUGCAAGAUACAAGAAUUACUCCUUCCCUGCCCAAACUGGAUCUCCAUGUUAUUCCUGUGUGGCAGAAAGGAUUCACAGGCAAGGGAGUUGUCAUCACAGUCCUAGACGAUGGAUUGGAGUGGAAUCACACUGACAUCUAUGCUAACUAUGACCCAAAGGCAAGUUACGAUUUCAACGACAAUGAUCAUGAUCCCUUUCCUAGAUAUGACCCAACAAAUGAAAACAAGCAUGGGACACGGUGUGCAGGGGAAAUUGCCAUGCAAGCCAACAACAGAAAAUGUGGAGUUGGAGUAGCCUACAACUCCAGGGUUGGAGGUAUACGAAUGCUGGAUGGAAUAGUCACCGAUGCUAUCGAGGCCAGUUCAAUCGGUUUCAAUCCAGAACAUGUGGAUAUUUACAGUGCAAGCUGGGGCCCUAAUGAUGAUGGCAAAACUGUGGAGGGACCUGGGAGACUGGCACAGAAGGCUUUCGAGUAUGGGAUAAACCAGGGUCGAAAUGGGAAAGGCUCCAUUUUCGUGUGGGCUUCAGGGAACGGAGGCCGUCAGGGUGACAACUGCGACUGUGAUGGUUACACUGAUAGCAUCUACACCAUCUCCAUUAGCAGCGCUUCUCAGCAAGGGCUUUCUCCCUGGUAUGCAGAGAAGUGCUCUUCAACUCUGGCCACAGCAUACAGCAGCGGGGAUUAUACUGACCAAAGAAUUACAAGUGUUGAUCUUCACAAUGAAUGUACAGAAACUCAUACAGGAACUUCUGCAUCUGCACCUCUGGCAGCAGGAAUUUUUGCUCUGGCGCUGGAAGCAAACCCAGAUCUAACGUGGAGGGAUAUGCAGCACUUGGUAGUGUGGACCUCAGAAUAUGAUCCACUGGCUGGAAAUCCAGGAUGGAAAAAAAAUGGAGCAGGACUAAUGGUCAACAGCCGAUUUGGGUUUGGGCUACUCAAUGCCAAUGCCUUGGUGGAUUUAGCCGAUCCCAGGAGAUGGAAAAGUGUACCAGAAAAGAGAGAAUGUAUUGUCAAAGACAAGAGCUUUGAGCCCAGAUUAUUAAGAGCAAAUGAAGAAGUAAUUAUCGAAAUUCCCACAAAAGCCUGCGAGGGUCAAGAGAACUCCGUUGCAUCUCUGGAGCACGUGCAGCUUGAGGCAACAAUUGAGUAUUCCCGUAGAGGUGAUCUGCACGUCACUCUGGUUUCUCCAUCAGGGACCAGCACUGUCUUACUGGCUGAGAGAGAGAGGGACAAAUCUCCCAAUGGCUUCAAGAAUUGGGAUUUCAUGUCUGUCCACACAUGGGGGGAAAAUCCAGCAGGCACCUGGAUUUUAAGGAUUACUGAUAUGUCCAGACGAAUACAAAAUGAGGGUAGGAUUGUAAACUGGAAAUUGAUUUUGCAUGGCACUGCUACCCAGCCUGAACACAUGAAGCAGCCACGUGUGUAUACAUCCUACAAUGCUGUGCAGAAUGACAGAAGAGGAGUGGAGAAGAUGACGGAUCUUGUUGAGGACCAUACCACACUGGAGAGCCUGAGUGAAAAACCCAAGGCCACAGAAGACACCAGCAGCAGCAGUGACAAAGAAGAAGAUAAAAUCCCAUCAGAAGCCAUGCUGCAUUUACUGCAAAGUGCUUUCAGCAGACAGAUGGAUCAGAAGCAGCUGCCAAAGAAGACUGCAAGCGAGAAGUUAAACAUUCCAUACGAACACUUCUAUCAAGCCCUCAAAAAAUUGAACAAGCCUUCCCAGUUAAGAGGCUCAGAAGAAAGUCUGUACAGUGACUACGUUGAUCUUUUUUACAAUGCCAAACCUUACAAGCAUAGAGAUGAUAGACUGCUGCAAGCUUUGGUUGAUAUCAUAAAUGAAGGAAAUUAACUGUAGGGUAUGGCACUGAGUUGGAAAUAUUCGUUCUCCCCACCUGUAGUUUUUUUUUCCAAAGUCUGUGUAUGCUCUAGUUGUGUGAUUGCUGCUUUGAUCGCUUCAUAUUUAAUACAAAUAUCAAGGAAGGGAAAAAACGGGUGUGAGGGGAUAAGACAGGAAAAUUACGUUUUUUAGUAUUACCUUUUUUCAAAACCUUUCUUCAGAGUAGAUUUGCCCCCCCAGGCAUGAAAUGCAAUAGUACCCCCCUGAAAACCCUAAUACUCUAUUUUAAACUAUUUUCACAUUACUUAUCUUCCACCCUCUUCACUUAAGCAUGCAGUAGGAUUCAAAACCUGAAUUACCAACCAGUUUUGAACCAAACUGCCAAAGCUACGGGGAUAUAUUCUCAUCCAUAGAUUUGUCAUGAAUAUUGCAGUCUUUGUUAUAUUUGUCAUUUAUUCCGAUUUAAUACUUGCAGCCAGUACUGCUUCUGUCAUUGGUGUUUUGUUCCUUCUCCAAACAAUGCUCCCUUGCCCUUCUGUUCUCCUGUAGAGGAACAUCUGGGAGGCUGGGGUUGGACUGGGGCAUCAGUGAACACUGAUGAAGUUAUUCACAAUUUAGACUACAGUCAGAAACACACUAAUAAAAAAGAGCCCCCACUGAGGCAUCCCAGACCAUGGGGUGGCAUUCUCGCCAGAAGACUCGGAACUUACCCAAGUGAAGUGCCUGAAUUAUGAGCCUGGUCUUUCUAGGCUGUAUGUGUUUAAUGAGGACAGAGUCUCACUUCAGAGCACUUGGCUUUCUUUUCAUGAGUUAUGAAUCACCUGAUGGAGUACUGAUCUAUUUGUGUCCAUUACAUGAGCUUUGGGCUCCAACCUCCUACCUGUCUCCAGGUCUCCGAAGCAGUACAAAGCUGCCUUCUGAGAUGCCCACAUCUGCAAGCAGCCAAGCCAAGCAGAACAGAGAGGCUAGCUGUUGCAGAAAACUCCACCCAAAGACUGUAAAAUUCCCAAAAUAUCUAGAAAGACGAGGCAAAAUUGUCUGAGAUUUAAAAAAAAAAAUAGUACCCUGGGAAGGGUGAGCAUGGCAUGUGGAGUGGGAGGAAGAGGUUGAGGCAAAGGUGGCUGUCAGAAAGCAACUAGGGUGAGCAACCCCCUAACAUUAGCACAUACCACAUGCCUCUUUAACAAGAGUCAAAAUUAUAUAUUAUUUUGUUUCUAAUAAUUGAAAAAAAAAAAAAAAGCCAUGUUGGAUGCUCAGAAAAGCUGGGGAAUCUAGAACAAGGAAAUGAAGAUUCCCAGGGGAUAGUUAUCUCAUCGAAGUGCUAAAGAAAACUCAAAAAAGUGCUGACUGCUUUUUAUUUUUCUUCCUCUUGCCUACUAUUGAAAUGUGUUUUGCAGACUGACUCUCUAGAAAUAUUUGAUUAGAUUAUUUUUCACUGUCUAUUCCUUAAAAUAUGCAAGUGUCUCUAAGACAGGAAUUUUACAUUUUGCUCAUAAUACAUCAGUUCAAAUAGAAGUUUUUCAAACUUCACACUAAAUCCUGUAAUUUAAAGGCAAACCUAUUUACUGUAACUAAGAAUUCUGUGGAAAAAAAGGACUUCUCUAAAGACAACCUUGAAAUUUUCUUACCAAACGUAAGAUUUAAAAAACAUUCUUUGUGGUGACUUCAUGCCUAUCUUGGGCUUAGCCUGCCUUUUUGCCAGUUUUAAGGAUUCUUUAAUACUCUUCUAGUCAGCAGUUGACGGAUAAUAUCUCUGCUAUUGAAUGCCACCUGUACUGAAUCGCUCCCUCUCUACUAAGAAAUUUGCUUAGGAAGAGAAACAAAUUAAAAAAAAAAGAAAAAUAAUUCCUGCAAGUGGUCCAGAUCAGAAAGCUUUCCCUUUGCUGUCCUUUUCAGGCAAAAAGCUUUCUGGCAAUGCAUAACUAAUGAACAAGCAAACCAUGAAAAAUUCUAAUUGCUGCUAUUACAGAAUGAGAGCACUUACUUUCACUAAUGUUUAAUUUUCAGAAUAGACUCAUAUGGCAAGGUAAGGGCCACUUUUAGUCCUGUGCAAUGAAGCUUAGAGGCUGGUUCCCUCAGAUAACAACAAAUUUAGCCAGUCCUCAUUCAGGUAUAUUACAGUGAGGAAAGUACUAACAACACUCCAUCAGGCCUUGAAAGAAAUGUUCAGGUUAAAAGGGUGGGAAACAAAAGACCCUCCUUUGUUUUAAGAUCAGUUCCUAUGCUGCAGCCAAAGUUUCAACAGAUGACAAGUUUAAAAUCUCUCUUUUGAAUGUUUCCAACCCAGAUCAGCUUGUACAGGAAUAAAUUAUUUUUAUUGUUAGUCUUUCCUUGGUGCCUGUGUGGGUUUUGUGAAAAAUGUAAAAGUAAAAAAAAAAAAAGUUUUCUCUCAGAAUUUUAAAUUAUAUUUUCGUUACAGGUAUUUAUAAUAUAGCAAAGAUUUUAUUGAACAGACAGAAUUUUAAAAGGCAUAAUAAAUUAUAUUGAAGAACCAGAUUUUUUCUUGAGAAAGAGACAAUUUCAUCCAAUAAACGUAUUUUUUAAAAGGCAUGUUACAACGGCAACUGCAACAUGUAUGUGAUGUGAUGUUAAAAUUUGUCUACUAGUAGCAUAAUACAAUGUGUUAGCAGAGCUCA